Molecule: messenger RNA, 620 nt
Organism: Rhinolophus ferrumequinum (greater horseshoe bat)
Lineage: Eukaryota; Metazoa; Chordata; Mammalia; Chiroptera; Rhinolophidae
Gene: LYNX1
Product: Ly6/neurotoxin 1
Exons: 3
Coding region: 172-522 (116 amino acids)
Source: RefSeq, a predicted model, not a curated record
CCUUCUUGUACCCCACUGUGCAGGGCCGCAGUACCACCAGCAGACCAGGAGCUCCGGGAGAGCCGGGGGUUGUCUGACCCCCUCUAUGCCCUGCUCCAGCCCCAGCCUGAGUUGACUCAAGGAGCAGCUGCUGUCCACCUCCCCACUUCCACUCUGCCCUCCCCUCCAGCCAUGGCGCCCCUGCUCACCCUGCUCCUGGUGGCUCUGGUGGGCCUACCUCUGGCCCAGGCUCUGGACUGCCACGUGUGCUCCUACAACGGCGAGAACUGCUUCAACCCCAUGCGCUGCCCAGCGAUGGUCACCUACUGCAUGACCACACGCACCUACUACACCCCAAUCAAGAUGAAGGUGAGCAAAUCCUGUGUGCCCAGCUGCUUCGAGACCGUGUACGAUGGCUACUCCAAGCAUGCGUCCACCACUGUCUGCUGCCAGUACGACCUCUGUAAUGGUGCUGGCCUCAACGCCCCAGGCACCCUUACCCUGGCCCCCAUACUCCUGGCCACCUUCUGGGGUCUGCUCUGAAACCCUGGACUUCCUCCCCAGCCCCCAGACCCACUGGAGGACAGAGCUCUGAGAGGCACAGCCCUACCCUCUCACCCUGCACUCCCCACUCCCGUGCC